Cylas formicarius (sweet potato weevil) is the source of this 3331-nucleotide messenger RNA. RefSeq names its product glucoside xylosyltransferase 2 (gene shams). Gene Ontology annotation, biological process: protein O-linked glycosylation via N-acetylgalactosamine. The transcript has 2 exons. NCBI's taxonomy places the organism in Eukaryota, Metazoa, Arthropoda, Insecta, Coleoptera, Brentidae. Bases 70 to 1173 code for a protein of 367 amino acids. The record is from RefSeq and is a predicted model, not a curated record. Gene Ontology annotation, molecular function: UDP-xylosyltransferase activity.
UGUUUCCAACCAUACGUCAACAAAUAACUCUAAAUAAACAAAAAUAAUGUAGACAAAUAAUAGCUAACUAUGAGACUUUAUCUGUAUCUCCAUUUAGGCAUCAUUUUGUCCAUUAUUUUAGUAAUAUUUUUGCUGUACAAUAUUAAACAAAUCAAUCAAAACGAAUUACCGCUCGCGGAAAAUUUAACGAGGAAUGGAAAACCUUCUGAAGACAUCGUAUUAAAGGGAAACGAUAUCGUGGUCGCGGUGGUGGCUUGCGGAGAUCGAUUGCACGAGACUUUGAUGAUGCUCAAAUCGGCGCUGAUGUUUACGAGGAAAAAGAUAAAUUUUAUUGUUUUGGCGGAGGACGCGUUGAUAGAAAGUUUCGAGGAAAAGUUGAGGGAGUGGCAAUCAUUUUUAAACGCCUCUUUCUCAUUUAAAAUCUUACCGCUACAUUUUCCGAAGAAAAACGCGAGCGAUUGGAAGAGUUUAUUCAAGCCUUGCGCCGCCCAAAGGUUAUUUUUACCCACUGUUUUGAGGAACAUCGAUUCGAUAUUAUAUGUAGAUACGGACACGUUAUUUUUGACUCCCGUCGAGGACGUCUGGUCAUAUUUCGGCAAGUUUAAUAGGAGCCAAAUGGCAGCACUGGCGCCAGAGCACGAGGACCCUAACGUUGGUUGGUACAAUCGCUUCGCGAAGCACCCAUAUUACGGUAAACUCGGCGUGAAUUCGGGAGUGAUGCUCAUGAACCUCACCCGAAUGAGGACCUUCCAGUGGGAAGAAUAUGUGGUUCCUAUUUAUAAGAAAUACAAACUUCACAUAACAUGGGGAGACCAAGACAUAAUAAACAUUAUUUUUCAUUACCACCCAGAUAAACUGUAUGUUUAUUCCUGCAGGUAUAAUUACAGGCCGGAUCAUUGCAUGUACACGAGCAUUUGCAAAAGUGCUGAGAGAAAAGGCGUGGCAGUUUUGCACGGUUCUAGAGGAUUUUUCCAUUCCUUAAAGCAGCCCGUUUUCCAAGCAGUUUAUCGAGCUUUCGAAGAAUUCCAGUUAGGUGGUGAUAUCUACAACGAAUUUUAUCAGCCCUUAAAAUUGUAUUUGGAUUUGGCAGAAAAUACGAAGUGCGGAGUGGUGAGAGACAUUUUUCUCAAAAAUAUUAACAAAUACCUAGAUCUGCGGUUAACCUCGAAAUAAUUGCUCGCGUUUCGUAGACAUUGUUAUUCGCGCCAUGUUCGCGGCGACUAUGGACGUUUUUCAAAAUGUAUUCUCGGUGAUAUGACUGUACAAAUUACUCGAUAAUCUCACUAGUUGCUAGGUGCAUAUUCAUUUUUAUGAAUAUACGAAACUGUCUGUCCAAUUGGUUUAACUCAGUUAAAUUAGAAAGAUUUAAAAGAAUUUUAUGAUGAAUUGUUUUUGAAAAAUUUGAAAAAUCAUAAAGAGUUUAUGUGUGUAGAGGUAAUUUUGUCUAUAAUGCGCAGGUGACCUUGGAAUUGGUACAUUGUGAUUUUGAAAUUUUCUUAUAGACACCAUAUUGAAUAUUUUAAUUAUUAGAUAGAGCAUACAAAAUGCUUUUAAACGAUUUAUCGCUUAAUGCAUUUAUCACCACUUUUUUAAAGGUCUAUUCAAAAUUGAAAAAUCAAUAACAUAAAAAAUUUCAAACAAAAUUUAUUUACUUACCAAUCACUUUGGACGAAAUAAACAAAUAAUAAUUUAAAUUUUUUAAAUUACACAUUGUUGAUAGUAAUAUUUAUAUUUUAAGGUUAAUUGUUUGAAAUGCUUCUAAAAUUACCUAACGUAAUUGAUGUUCGAAAAUUACGUUGGUACGCAUAGUUUUCGAUGUACUUCCAAAAGUAAAAGUCGGGAGGAGCUGGAUGUGGCAAUCGUGCAGGCCAGGAAAAUGUGUCAAAUCUAAUUGAUGUGUUCCCAAAAUUCCCACGCACAUAUAAGAUCUUAUUUGGCUGCCAUCUUUCAAUUGAGCUAUUUAAAUUUUAAUUUUAAUUUAAAUUUCUCGAUUAUUAUUCACAAAAUGUAACACUUUAACAUGUCGAACUCACUUUCAAAAGAAAAAUUUCUUUCCAAAUUUUAAAUAAGUUGAAAGUGUACCUAAUUAACUUUUGUAUUGUAACGGAAGUUAAACUGUCAAUAAAAACAUUUAUUUUUCCAACACCCACUAUGUUUAUAGUAGCAAUUGUACUGUCAAAAUUUUUAUUUUUCUGUCUGUUGAGCAUGGCCCGCUAUAAAAAAAAUCAAAUUUUGUUUUUGUGAGCCUAAGAAACAUCAUUUAAAGGCAUUUUUUGUGCCCUAUCAUGAGAAUAUUCAAUAUGCAAAUCUCGAAUUGUUGUUUACUUUUAUAUACAAAUAGCGAACUAUCAACUUUUUAUAUUUCCUCAAACUUCUCACUAUGGAAUCAUCUUGCGGCCAGAUUUAACUUUUUCAUAAGAUUCUUUAAAACUUUUCUGAUCUAACCAACCCUAUAUCUCCUAUGGUUUCCCUUAUAUGGGACACGCUGCAUAAUAAUUAAAACGUUAUUUGUGAAUUUAAGUAUGAAAUAUAAAUUGUUGUAUCCGUUUUUAACAUUCUUUUAUUUAUUUAUAAUUAAAUUCACUACAAUAUUGACACGCAAGUUAUAAACAAACAUUUUGUUUUUUGGUGACGACCUACUUCACAGCCACCUAAGAUAUAAAUUAUAUAUUCUAGAAUAUUAUUUUAUUUUUGAAUGUUUCCUUUAUGUUAUGUUUAUCUCAAAAACUUGGAUUUAGAUAAAAAAUAUAUAUCUUUUAUUUGUGGAUGAUUUCUGCAACACUCUGUAUCUAUAAAAAUAUAGCUUGCAUAUAGCUUACUGUUUUUUGGACAACUUUUGUAUUUGACGUAGUAAUGUAACUGUAUAAAAAAUGAUAGCUGCAGUAAAUUCUAGUUGAAAAUAAAUGUGAAAACUUACCACUCAAUCAACAGCGACUAGCGACUAUUGCAGCAAUAAUCACAAAUCACCUCGCGUUAAAUUAUAACGCUUGAUAAGUGUUUUUAAAACCGCAGAAAAGGGUGUGCGCUUAAUACUACAGGAUAAGGAAGGUAACUACAUUGCUUGGAUCAACGGCCAUCAUGUACUCAUACGUGAUUUGUGGAAUUUUGGGUAAUUAGUGCCUAGAAAAACGAAUUUUUGGAAUACGUGCGCUGUACUAUUUUGCAUUUAAAUGUUUAAAUAAGCAUUGUAACUAAAGUUGUAAUCCCGGUUGGCCCGAUUCAAUUUUCACAUGAAUCUCUUCAUGUAUUUUUAGCCGUCAAUUUUUUUUGUGGUGAACACAAUGCGGUUUUUUCGAGCAAGAUUGGAUUGAUUAUUCUGGUGGAAUUUUGU